Molecule: messenger RNA, 492 nt
Organism: Paralichthys olivaceus (Japanese flounder)
Lineage: Eukaryota; Metazoa; Chordata; Actinopteri; Pleuronectiformes; Paralichthyidae
Source: RefSeq, a predicted model, not a curated record
UCCACACACACACUCUGAUCCACACACACACUGCGAGCUGCUGCAGGAGGACACACACAUCUUCAGCUGCUGGAGAUGUCGCUCACCCUCCUCAUCCUCUCGGCUCUGGUCCUGUUGUGUCCCGUCGGGACUCAGGUACCAGAGUUUGCAGAUGUGUGCACGGAGGGCAGCUGUUACCCGGCCACCGGCGACCUGCUGAUCGGCCGGGCGCACAAACUCUCCGUCUCCUCCACCUGCGGCCUGAAGCAUCCGGAACGCUUCUGCAUCGUCGGACAUCUGGAGGAGGAGAAGAAAUGUUUCGUGUGCGACUCCAGCGAGAGCUUCGACGAGGACACCAACUCCGUCAGCCACGGGAUCGAGAACGUGGUCACCACCUUCGCUCACAACCGCCUCAAGACCUGGUGGCAGUCGGAGAACGGCGUGGAGAAUGUGACCAUCCAGCUGGACCUGGAGGCCGAGUUUCACUUCACGCACCUUAUCAUGACCUUCAAG